AUGAAGCCGCAAUCUGUUACUUUGAGGGAGCAGACGGUUUUGGAGCGGACAAAGGCAGAGAGCCUGUCGGCGGUGCGAAACCUCAAUCUGUGGGGUGAGGGAUUUACGGACGUGACGAUUGUUGAGAGGAUUCCUGGCAUCGAGGUGCUUGCAUUGGCGGCCAAUCAGCUAACUACACUGCGUCCCUUUGCUUCGUGCACAUCGCUGCGGGAGUUGUAUCUGCGGAAGAACGACAUUAAAUCCCUCGCAGAGGUAAAAUACAUCAAGGACCUCCCGAACCUGCGCACACUCUGGCUCAUGGAUAACCCUUGUGCAAAGAGCAGUCACUACCGCAGUUUUGUUCUUCGGUGCUGUCCGAAUCUGAAGCAGCUGGACAAUAUUGAGGUCACCGAGACGGAGCGGGAGGAGGCGAAAAAGAAACUUUCGGAAGAGGAUGUAAAACACAUUUUAGAGCACGGAACUGUCGCGGAAGCAGAUCUGAGCAACAAGCGGCAGCAGCCAAAUUCUUCAGCCGUGUCAAAGGCCGUGGAAAAGGGGUCCCUCGCGAGCGUAGGCGGGCAGCCCAGCCAAUAUGGGAGGACGAAGGAAAAAGAAAAGGAACCGAGGCAGGGUGGAAAUUGGGCCAAUGACGCGCCGAGGGAGUCGAGUUGCACACCCACAUCCAACGGUGUUCCGUACACAACGGUUAAAACUCAACAGGCAAUUAUUACCGCCAUCGUGUCGCUCAUACCUGAACUGACACUGGGGUCCCUGGGAGUGCUGCAAAAGGAGAUUAAAGACGAGGUAGUUCGGAAGGAAAAGGCUGUCCGGAAUCGCUCAAAUUGCCCACAGUAG
Messenger RNA from Trypanosoma cruzi, 834 nucleotides. RefSeq lists its product as uncharacterized. The record is from RefSeq and is a predicted model, not a curated record. Gene Ontology annotation, molecular function: protein binding. The coding region runs from base 1 to 834 and encodes 277 amino acids. Lineage: Eukaryota; Euglenozoa; Kinetoplastea; Trypanosomatida; Trypanosomatidae. The transcript has a single exon.